UCCUGUGAGUUUCAGCAGGGUGAUGUGUUCUGUUCUCUUACAGGGUGGAGUGUUAAUGGCUGUUGGACUUGGCGUUGCAGCCGCAGCAUUCGCAGGAAGGUAUGCGUUCCAGUUGUGGAAACCUUUAGGACAAGUAAUUGCAGAAACAGCCAAGAAAAUGCCCACGUCGGCUUUUUCAGUUUACUAUAAAGGAGGAUUUGAAAAGAAAAUGACCAAACGAGAAGCCAGCCUUAUUCUAGGUGUAAGCCCAACAUCUAACAAGGUAAAGAUAAGAGAAGCCCACAGAAGGAUCAUGAUUUUAAACCAUCCUGAUAAAGGCGGAUCUCCCUACUUGGCUGCAAAAAUAAAUGAAGCAAAAGACUUUCUGGAUGCCAGCAGUCGGAAGUGACCUCAUUAUCAUGUGAUUCAUGCUGUUCCACACUCAUCCAGUACGCCCCUUUGUGAGGAGUGUGAGUGGACUUGCACACACACACACUUUGAACAGGGUGCACUUAUGGAUUGUUUAGGCUUUAUUAUAGUGUAUCUUUACUGCUGUGAGGCUUGUCUCAGAAAAUGAUUUUUUUCUCUUUUAUGUCUCUUUUAUUGAAUUGUACAGUGCUUUGUGAGUGUACA
Messenger RNA from Polyodon spathula (Mississippi paddlefish), 612 nucleotides. RefSeq names its product dnaJ homolog subfamily C member 15-like. Gene Ontology annotation, biological process: protein import into mitochondrial matrix. The coding region runs from base 23 to 388 and encodes 121 amino acids. The transcript has 5 exons. Gene Ontology annotation, cellular component: PAM complex, Tim23 associated import motor. The record is from RefSeq and is a predicted model, not a curated record. Gene Ontology annotation, molecular function: ATPase activator activity. Lineage: Eukaryota; Metazoa; Chordata; Actinopteri; Acipenseriformes; Polyodontidae.